Molecule: messenger RNA, 1442 nt
Organism: Patiria miniata (bat star)
Lineage: Eukaryota; Metazoa; Echinodermata; Asteroidea; Valvatida; Asterinidae
Exons: 3
Coding region: 562-1212 (216 amino acids)
Source: RefSeq, a predicted model, not a curated record
UUGUUUUCUGCAUAAUCGAUGCCAUUAAUAUUGUACACAGCCCUGAAGACAACAUCACUGUUGCAUGCAUGCCUGCCUAUUAUUAAACACGUCUUCCUGAACGUGCGCACACGUUUAAAUUAAUAAUGCGUAUUGUGUCAGCGCCCCACGUUGCUUGCGUAUUGCGGCGUUAAUUGGGCGAGGAUAUCUAGAUGGAAGGUGCCAGAUAGUAUUUAAACUAGUUAUAAAAACCUCGCUGAGAGAAAGUCGAAACAAUGAUCAAGAUGCUCGUGAACUGUUUACUCUUAAUUAAAUCCCAAACGACGCUGUUUCCGCAACAGUAACUAAUUUCGAACUACUGUAGCAGAAGAGGAUGUACUACGACCCAGUUCCUUAUUAACACCAGACAAUACCUGUGCCCUCGGUAAACCGUGUAUCCAUAGUUACGGAGGGAUGUCGUGAUGAGUAGAGGCGCAAAACUAUUACUUGUGGUCCGCUGCAUGUUACUGGGGAAAGUGAAUUUUUGUACAGAAGAUUAUCGAGACGUACACCCGCGGCUCAGCACCACCUAAAGAAGUCAUCAUGGGAUUGUGCUGGACUUGCCUGACGUUUGCGACAAUUAUGUAUGCUAUCUGUGGUAGCGCUAGGAGCAAGAUGAAGACGCUUCACUUCGGUCCCGUGUCGCCGUCGGCUCCUGGGGAGGAAUUCGACAAACGUCUGUGGUUAAAAUCAGCCAUGCCAAGGGGACAGGAUCGAUGCCCCAAGAUGGAUGACCAUCAGUCAGUAAGUCAAGAUCACAUGACUACUGAAAGUAUCCAAGCAGCCUGUGCUGUUAUCACGACUGAUUCAUCUGCCACCCCGUACCCUGAACAGGGCCAGUUCUCAUCAUCUCUUGAGCGAUUGGAAUUUACCCUACAGAGUGCUGGUAACAUUCGCGUGGACCUCUACGGUGCCAAUAACCAACACCUGUUCUCACUAGAACUCCGGCGUUUUUCAUCGACCAUUUACCGCCGCUACGGUGAAUGGGAUAGUGACUAUGUUGGGACAGGAAUCGAAUGGGCUAAUGGUCGCUUCUGGAUAUCAAGCUCUACCAGCAAGUUACAGGUGGGAGGAGAUGGAAGUGACGACCCUAUGAUCAGCUUCGAUCAUUCAUCUGGCUCUCAUGACAUCAGGAAGAUUGGACUGUACUCCGACGAGUAUGCUGACUGGACAAUCUUCACACCGUGCAACUAGGCUUUCGGGUGUUUAACAAACUAUGGUCCCGUAUCCGACAUCGGCUUCAUGUUUGUACUUCAUGAGUUUAAACCUCUAGCUGUUUCCGUAUCGGGAACAUCAGUGGCUUCAGGGUAUUUCUACAUGUAUUGGGUUUGAUGUGAAUCUUUUGAAUCGAUCAAACGAUUCUUAAGACAUGGUGACGCAGCCAGAGAUGAAGUCGAUAUGAAGACUUUAUUUCCAAAACGCAA